Molecule: messenger RNA, 555 nt
Organism: Trypanosoma rangeli
Lineage: Eukaryota; Euglenozoa; Kinetoplastea; Trypanosomatida; Trypanosomatidae
Product: central apparatus associated protein C1a-18
Exons: 1
Coding region: 1-555 (184 amino acids)
Source: RefSeq, a predicted model, not a curated record
AUGCCUCCUAAGAGGAAGUCCGACAAGAAGGAGGAUCCGCUCUUUGUGGAGGAGGAGGGCAGCUAUGUGCACGAAAAGGAGUUGGCGCGAUACGUCGGCGGGGUGCGGCGGGCGACGGGGGGAAACUUCCGUUGCCGCCAUGGCCGUGGUGUGUUUAAAAGCCCCGUGAUUCGCUACGAGGGCGACUGGAACGAAGAUGAGAUGCACGGUAGCGGCGAACUGCGGUUUCUCGCCACGGGUGACGUGUACCGCGGCCAGUUUGCGCACGGAAUGUUUGAGGGGACGGGCACGUACAUCUGGGCGUCAGGGUCUUCCUACGAGGGUGCGUGGCGUGCCAACCGCAUGCACGGACUUGGCACGUACACUGAUGUAAAUGGCAAAGUGUGGAACGGCAAGUUCUACAACGGCACCGGGCCCGGGCUCACCCCAUUCGCCGGUGGCGCAUGUAUAAUGGAUAGGAUCGCCCCAGCCGCAGCAGAAGUAGAGGAGGAGGUGGAGGAAGCACAACCGGCGGGGACGCCGGAGGCGGGGGAAUUGGGUGCGUGUGGCACAUGA